Eruca vesicaria subsp. sativa (arugula) is the source of this 1911-nucleotide messenger RNA. The record is from the annotation of a GenBank genome assembly. NCBI's taxonomy places the organism in Eukaryota, Viridiplantae, Streptophyta, Magnoliopsida, Brassicales, Brassicaceae.
AUGCUUCUACACCCGGAGGUCUGGGGUUCAAACCCCAGAAAAUACCAAAUUAUGCAGAUUAUGGUGAAACAAGUUACAAGAGAUCUUCAGCUUGGUGCAGGGCGUACCAUCGAACAUGGAUCUCAUAGGACGGCUCGGAGUGAUGCAGUCAGGCCCGCCGAGUCUUACCAAACUCUUCACUUACUACCGUCUCUCUCCACUAACCCCCUUGCAUGUCUCUCUACGGAGGUUCCGCUGCCGUCUCUCGCCACUUACCCUAGCAUAUAUCCUCCGCCUUUGUCGGCACAGAAGUUUGCCGCCGUCGCUCUCAUUAAUCCCAUCGUCCCUCUCGACAAUCCGCUUUACUCUCUCUCCUUAUCCCCUCCUCUAUCUUCUUCGCCGACUCUGUCCACACUCACCGUGUCCCGCCAUUUACCCCUUCAUGGAAGGAAACGAAAGGAGUCAAAUCUAUCUGCCAAGAAAGCUUCUAAGCGACAACGCACCACUAAACUCUCUAGUCGACGCACCACUACUUGCUCAACCUCAACCUCAACCUCCCCCCAAAACAACGAGUUCAAAGCCUUAUUAACCUCAUUGGAAGCCAAGGUCAUCACAUUGGAAGCAAGAGUGACCACACUAGAAGCUUCAAAUGCGCGAUUGAAACUAAUCCUUAAACGCAAACGGAGACGGUCCACAACUGCUUCGAAAUUACCACACUUUGCUGCAAAGCAUCGUCGUUUCUCCUCAUCGAAAGACCCACGUCAAGGGACUCAUGCUUCGCCAAAAGAUACCAGUGACCACAACAACCAGCAUCGCUCAACUUUACGAAGUGAUCCUCCAUCUCCUGACCACCAUUCACCUGACCAUCACUCUCCCGAACCCCAACCACUUGACCACUUACCACCUAACCACCAACCACCUGACCACCACUCACCUGACCACCACUCACCUGACCACCAUUCAACCGACCACCACUCAGCCGACCAGCAUUCUCAUGACCACCAAUCAUCUAACCACAGCUCUCCCGACCACCAAUCAUCUCCCCACCUUCCUCCUGCACACCUGUCUCCAACCUAUGAUACGGCUAUCCAAACUCAAGAUCAACCUGCCAUGGACAUUAACCUGUCUGACCACAAUUUCGUAUACCACACUCCCCCUCACACGUCAUCAAUUCAGGAGGCUGCACAACUGGAUGACAUCUUCCAUAAUCACCAAGUUCAAAGGAGUCCCUCUCUGUUCCUUCAAGGUAGUCCUUCACAACAUGAAGCCCCUAUAGCCACUUUACCACAGUUUGACCCCACACCUCUCAACAAUCUAACCACACAAACCCCGCCUAACCACAGUCCAUCAACACCAAAAGGACAUAGCCUUUUGCCCGUCUACGAUAGCUCAGCACCUCCACGCACGACCCCCAUCAGCUCACCCAACAAAGUUUCCCCACAAGGUUUUUCACCCCACUCCUCCACAAUCAAUGCUUUCGCUGCAGUUGCUGUUCUUAAAGGGUCCAGUACUAACUCUGAGGCACAAACGAGUGAUUCCCAUGUCUGUGAACUCAGUGAUUCCUCUCCAGCUAAAAAACAAAAAAGACAUACACCAGCAGAGGACGAGAAAUCCUUAGCAGAAGCACUAAUGAAACGACGGGAUUUCCCCCAGGUCGUGCUUAUCUCACCCCCUCCAGAGGAACUGUGGAAUCUGUUCUCAACAACUCUGCGCGCCAAAAGAAAUGUCAAACACGUUACACCUUCCAAAAUCGAUUUCUCCAAUGAAGACCUUCUGAAACUAGCCACUCCUAGGAUAUGGUCUGACACACUGUGCAACUUAGCUAUGACUUUCAGGAUUGCCUUUUGUUACCGUAUUCCAACCACGUUACCAACAUCAACUAAACCAACCACAGCUGCUUGCCCAUGUCACCUCAUUAACAAGGUCCUUUGA